Messenger RNA from Hippocampus comes (tiger tail seahorse), 1895 nucleotides. It is a transcript of the gene mettl6, whose product is annotated as methyltransferase 6, methylcytidine. The transcript has 6 exons. The coding region runs from base 197 to 1141 and encodes 314 amino acids. The record is from RefSeq and is a predicted model, not a curated record. NCBI's taxonomy places the organism in Eukaryota, Metazoa, Chordata, Actinopteri, Syngnathiformes, Syngnathidae.
GUGCUUAGUUAAUUGGAACAGGUGCGCUUGUUCAAGGAACAUUUUGGACGGAAAACUUUCGUCAACCGCGCGUUUGACGAGUUCGUUUGAUUUAUGAUCGUAUUUUUAAAGAUAAUUAAAAAACAGUAUUUAGAUUAGGAGGAAUGCACACAAACAUAACACAAGCAAUCAUGUACAGAAAUCUCAACGCAGCUGAAUGACCCCGUGGAGAGAAAAUGAAGUCAUCCAAAACAUACCAUCAACGGGCAGCUUUUACUGCAGCAUAGUUGAGUUGAGCAUGGCCGCGCCGAACAAUAAAACUUUAAUCCCUGGGGAGAGCGUCACACUUUGUGAUCAAGACGGCGGCGUGAAGGAUGAAGACAAGAAACCAGAAGUCUCGAACCAGAGGAAGUCUGUUGGAGAGCAAAAUUUGGUAUCAGCCUUCAAGCAGAUGAAGCUGGAGAGGGAAGCACAGAAGAACUGGGACUUGUUCUACAAAAGGAACGCUACCAAUUUCUUUAAAGACAGACACUGGACCAGCAGAGAGUUCGACGAGCUAAAGACGUGCAGACAAUCUGAGUCACAGAAGUUAGUCCUGCUGGAGGCGGGAUGCGGCGUGGGGAACUGCAUCUUUCCUCUGCUGGAGGAAGAAUGCAACAUCUUUGUCUACGCUUGCGACUUCUCGCCCAGAGCAGUUGACUUUGUCAAAAAUCCCCUGUGCCAUCCCGAGCGAUGCGCCGUCUUCCAAUGCGACCUCACCCACGACGACCUUCGGGACAACAUUCCUGAGGGGUGCGUGGAUGCCGCCAUGCUCAUCUUCGUGCUGUCCGCCAUCCAUCCUGAAAAGAUGGCGUCGGCUGUGCGCAACAUCCACACGGUGCUGAAAGCCGGAGGCGUCGUUCUCUUCCGAGACUAUGGCGUGCACGAUCACGCCAUGCGGAGGUUCAAAGCCAGUAGCAAGCUGGCAGAUAACUUCUACGUGCGACAGGAUGGAACCAGAUCCUACUUCUUCUCCAAAGACUUCCUGGCGGCACUCUUCUCGGAGGCGGGCUUCUGCUGCAUCACCAUCGAGUACGUCCAGAGGGAGACGGUCAACAAGAAAGAAGGACUUUGCGUUCCCAGAGUUUUCCUGCAGGCCAAGUUCACCAAAAGAGAAUCAUGAGGCCGUUGCACACACGGAGAAAGACACCGAAUGGUCGCAAAGUUCUCAAAAUGAUUGUGAAAAAGGACUAUUCACUUUUAAAGUCACACAUUUGUUUAUAUUUUACAUGAAGGUGCCAUUUGUUUAAUAUUCACUGUAAAUGUUUCACUUCACUUGGAACAUAUCCAUCAGCUGUCAAUUUUUAAUAUUUUUAGAAUAAUUAUAGUUGAGUUGUAAACCACAAGUAACUUUAAUGGAGCCCAUGUCGAAAGGAUGGCAUUGGAAAUAGGAAAUAUAAAAGCAAAAAGAAAUGGCUCUGUUUUUGUUGAGUGACAGGUUCCUGGGGGGUCAUCCCGGGGAAGCUGAGAGGAAGUGAAAAUCGGCCAUAGGUCAUGUGACCAGUCCUGCCUGAAACUUUUACUUUGCGGUUACAUAACUUUCUCAAAACAUUUCUGAAAACGCAGCAUGUGCAGGUUUCAGCAUUUAGUGAACCCGAGUUACAUUACAUAGUGUGGUUGUGUUAUCGAUCAAAUACCCGCACGGUGUUCAUCUAGACAGCUACGACUACUUUCAUGUCUUACAAUCUUGUACUCGCUAUCGAUCCGUCAGCGUAUCGCACAAAAAUGAGUACACACUUAAACCUUUUGGAAAUAGUUUUAUUUUCAUUGGUCAACACUGAGGAAAUAAGACUUAGCUGCGAUGUGAAGACAUCAGCGUACAGUUUGUGUAGAACUAUUAUUGUCCUAUUUAAAUUAAAACACACAGCCAUUAAUAU